This is a messenger RNA of Talaromyces proteolyticus, 1931 nucleotides long. RefSeq lists its product as uncharacterized. Gene Ontology annotation, biological process: DNA-templated transcription; regulation of DNA-templated transcription. The transcript has a single exon. Lineage: Eukaryota; Fungi; Ascomycota; Eurotiomycetes; Eurotiales; Trichocomaceae. The coding region runs from base 141 to 1799 and encodes 552 amino acids. Gene Ontology annotation, molecular function: DNA-binding transcription factor activity, RNA polymerase II-specific; DNA binding; zinc ion binding. The record is from RefSeq and is a predicted model, not a curated record.
GUUCCCCUUGAGAAUCCCCUCUUCUUCUCACAUGUCAACUUGGAGACCCAGAAAUGAAGCACAUUAACUCCCUGGACUCCCAAUAAUAGUGGUUUUGGAGAUAUCUUCGCUGAAUUAAAUCGGUUGUUCGAUUGAAAAUUAUGACGAAACGUGCAUGCGACUGCUGCAAUAUUCGGAAAAUCCGGUGCAACGGGACACAGCCAUGCCAUCGAUGUCUUGUGAAUGACCUCAACUGCACUUAUUUACGUCAGCUCCGAAAAACAGGCCCUCGUAACCUUCGUGCAUCAUCGAUCCAGAAAAUAUGGAGGGGUCAAAUGAGUCUUACAGAAGCAGCAGUCGUCAAAGAGGCACACCACAGCUGGUCGAUAUAUUCUCCCGAGAUGAUGAUAGCCCCAGUUCUACCGGAAAAGCGCAUUCCAAUACCAGUCAUCCAGGUCGCUUUAGAAAUGUACCAAGAUAAAUUAUAUGGGAUCUGGCCAAUGCUCAGCGCAGAGGAUCUCAUACACACUCUAAAGACGGAUCCCAACGAUGUUCAGACCUACACCCUAUCAAUAGCACUAUCUGCUGCCACACUGUCGCAUCUUGGUAAAUCUCUUUCUAUCAACGAUUCGCCACAGGAGAAGGUGACGGCGGACUCAUUUGCUCGGGAGGUACGACGCGUGCGAGGAACAUUCGACUAUAUGGAGCCAGUGACACUGCAAAGCGUCCUCACUUCCUAUUUCUUGCAUACCUACUAUGGUAAGCAACCCUCGCGGUCGCAAACAGCAGCAUUUUACAUACGAGAGGCCAUCUCUUUUGCCCAGUUAUUGGGGAUGCAUACGGAGGCAGCAUACACUCGGCACUCUCUAGACGAUCAGAAAAUAAUGCGCAAGCUAUACUUUCUCCUUUUCAUGACCGAACGUUAUCUUUGCAUUCAGGAUGGCCUUCCUACUGUUCUUGAACCGAUUAAUUUACCAACUUUGGAAGGUGAACAGUUGCCUCACGUGCUUUCGGGUUUUUUGAAUUUGGUCAACUUGUUUAAUACUCCAGGAACUGAGUUCUUCAGUAAAUGGACUUCCCAAGUAUCCAAUGGAUUGUCUGUCAGCAGCAGACAGUUACUUCUUCUGCAGAGGGAACUGCAAUUACCGACCGAGAUUCCGACAGAAGCUACGGAUAUUCAGAAGAUUGACAUCUUCGCGACAAGGCAUUGGAUCCGGUCACUUGCAUGGAAACUGUGCGUCCAGCAAGGUUAUAUUACAACAGAAGCGCGGAAGGAAAUGAAUUUGUUGUACCCGCAUCAAAUUGCACAAGACGCCUUAUCAGAGAUAGCCCACAUUUCACCCUACGCAUUCGAAGUUCAUGGACCGGGGAUGGACGUCAAAAUGACUGAAGUUGCUAUGGUACUGGCAGACGCCAUUCUCUGCUUGCCAGGGGAAGAAAAUAUUGGCCGUUCUUCAUUUGUCGUCAAGCCAAGAGAAACGCUGAAGAUGCUCUGUGAUAUGAUCUUCUUGACAAAACCUAUCCUCCCGGACCUUCGAGAAUCGCUAUGUCAGAAACUGGAAAUAGCAUUGGGAGGUAGUAGUAUCUGUCCGUCUAUUGAAGUUCUAGACGAUCAUGAUUUCCUUCAGAUCAUAGGAGCAUCGGAUACACUAUCUGAUGGCAUUAUAAAUUCUGCGCAAGGAGAAAUUCUUGAGGCCCGAUCUUUUCCUUCCCUAACGCUGCCGAUGUUCGAUGGUCGAGUCUCAGACAAAGUGCUUGGCUUUUCUGCUCAUAUGGAUAUUACAGUUGAAGAUGCUGAUUCACCUGUGGAACUCGUGUGACUGUAAAGAGCUAUAUCAGUUGACGGCUAGGUAAUAUAACACAACAUUUCAAUGUUACUAUUACGAUGACUUCGAAUUCAUUCAUUUUAAUGUUCAAAUGUUCAUGCGCUACUUAGCAAAGUAAUCUGAGAG